Molecule: messenger RNA, 872 nt
Organism: Canariomyces notabilis
Lineage: Eukaryota; Fungi; Ascomycota; Sordariomycetes; Sordariales; Chaetomiaceae
Exons: 2
Coding region: 187-660 (157 amino acids)
Source: RefSeq, a predicted model, not a curated record
ACGUGAAAACUGGAUUUGUUCACAUCUCUCAUGAUGGCAGCAACAGAACAAUAACACCGAGGAUUAUGGUCUCAAUCGCGAGCCGUGACUGGCCAUGGUUUUACCCAACGAGUUCCGUCCCAUCAACCGUGCCGUGCCGUCCACCUUCGGACGAACGCUUUUGCUUCUUGUCAGCUCCAAGUGGCAAUGGCAACGUUAUGUCGAGGAUUGGAUGACACAGCAAGCAAAAGUGGGCCAAACUAUCACAGAAUGCCACCACACGUUUCGAUUCCUACAUUCAACUACGUGUACACUGUAUGUAUGUGCAUACACUAUGUGAAAAAACUUCUCUUCUGUCACCUCAUAAGGCGGACGUGGAGGCCAACUGCUGGGCGAGAACUCGGACAGUGGGGCAGAUCGACGCAAGCUCACAUCUCAAUGCCGGUGUCAUUGGCUGCAGUGGUUUCCUGCCUUGGAUGGCCGUUGGCUCGCGUCCCGGGAAUGACAAGGAGGGGCGGGCUAUUUUGCCCGUACCUUGCAGGAGCUGCAAGGAACAGUCGCUGGCGCCAGUUCUGUCAAAAUUGGGUCGCCAUCACUGCCCUAACUUUGAUUUUUAGGUGUCUACGCAGUAACAUGCCAAGCCUGUUUGCCUGCUUUAGGGCCACAGUUUGUAUCUCUUAGGUACGAGAGCUAGCAGCAUGAUGGCCUGACCGGACAAACACAACAGGGAUGAGGGAGGCGCUGCCCAGUCCACAGCUUUCUUACUCUCUGGGCCACCCAGAACUCCGGGAUGGGUGCCUUAACUCUCAGCCCUUUCAUGUUUUGCUCCCUCCGCCGUUUCUGAUCCUUCUCUCUUCACACAUUCACUGUUUGCUUCAGCCCACCUCCUAAGA